Molecule: messenger RNA, 645 nt
Organism: Acipenser ruthenus (sterlet)
Lineage: Eukaryota; Metazoa; Chordata; Actinopteri; Acipenseriformes; Acipenseridae
Product: interferon-induced protein with tetratricopeptide repeats 1B-like
Exons: 4
Coding region: 1-645 (214 amino acids)
Biological process (GO): defense response to virus
Cellular component (GO): cytosol
Molecular function (GO): protein binding
Source: RefSeq, a predicted model, not a curated record
AUGUGUGGGAUAGCGGUAACUGUGUUCCUUUCAAGGCUAGAAAAAGAUGUGGCAGCCAAACUGCUUCAAUUAGAAUGCCACUUUACAAUGGAUUUGAAAAAAGAAGAUAUUUACAUUGAUGAUCUCGCAGAUAGAGGAUGGUCCUAUUUGAAGUUCUUACAGAUACAUUAUAAGAGAGCAAAGGAGUGUUUUGAAAAGGCUCUAGAAGAGCCUGAUGAGACAGAGUGGAACACUCGUUAUACCAAUGCACUGUAUCGCCUUGUAAGUUUAGAGGGAGAAGAGAAUGCUGAAAACUCUGCCGCUUUGAAGCAGUUAAGACAUAUUCUGCUGCUAGAACAAAAAAAUGCAAUUAUAAUAUCAAUCCUGGGAUUACAGCUGCAGAAAGUUAAGCAGCAGGAAGAUUAUUACAUUAGCAGAGCAACAGUCUGUUUCAGAAAAUAUGGGUCUGUAGAUCAAUCCCUGGAACUGUUAAAAGGGCUUCUGACAGUGGUACCCAAUUCAGGUUUUCUCCAGCAUAAGAGAAGCCUCUGUUACAAAGGGAAAAUGGUCCAGAUCCAAGAGGAAGCAGGCUUUAAUCAGAACAGCACAGACAGCGAUAGCGCUGCCAGACUGAGCAUUUACCACUUUGAAGUUGCAGACAGAUAG